Nerophis lumbriciformis (worm pipefish) is the source of this 540-nucleotide messenger RNA. The record is from RefSeq and is a predicted model, not a curated record. NCBI's taxonomy places the organism in Eukaryota, Metazoa, Chordata, Actinopteri, Syngnathiformes, Syngnathidae.
AUGGGCCUUAUUUUCGCUAAACUGUGGAGCUUCUUCUGUAACCAAGAGCACAAGGUGAUCAUCGUCGGCUUGGACAAUGCUGGCAAGACCACCAUCCUCUACCAAUUCCUGAUGAAUGAGGUGGUCCACACGUCGCCCACCAUCGGCAGCAACGUGGAGGAGAUCGUUGUGAAAAACACGCACUUCCUCAUGUGGGACAUCGGCGGCCAGGAGUCACUCAGAGCCUCCUGGAACACUUACUACUCCAACACGGAGUUUGUGAUCCUUGUGGUGGACAGCACAGACAGAGAGCGCCUCGUCAUCUCCAAAGAGGAACUCUACAGGAUGCUAGCGCACGAGGACCUCCGCAAAGCCGCCGUGCUGAUCUUCGCCAACAAACAGGACAUGAAAGACUGCAUGUCGGCCGCCGAGAUCUCCAAAAACAUGACGCUGAGCUCCAUCAAAGACCACCCUUGGCACAUACAGUCCUGCUGCGCCCUCACCGGGGAAGGCUUGUGUCAAGGACUUGAGUGGAUGACAUCACGAGCCGGACUCAGAUAG